GACAUCGAUGAUCCCAGUGAAGCAUGUGGAGACGAUCACACCUGUAUCAACAGACUAAUGUUCAUGGAGUGCAUGGUUGACGAUUGUCCAUGUGGCCGGUUCUGUCGUAAUCGCAGAUUUCAACUACGUCAAUACGCAAGGGUGGAUGUUAUACAGACGGAAAAAAAGGGCUUUGGACUACGAGCUUUGACAGAUCUACCAACAAAUGCAUUCAUUAUGGAGUAUAUUGGGGAGGUUAUCCCAAACAUUGAAUUUAUCAGACGAACCAAAGACUAUGAAGAGGAAGGUCUAGAGCAUUACUAC
This is a messenger RNA of Phycomyces blakesleeanus NRRL 1555(-), 303 nucleotides long. RefSeq lists its product as hypothetical. The annotation marks the transcript as partial. The record is from RefSeq and is a predicted model, not a curated record. Gene Ontology annotation, cellular component: chromatin; nucleus. Gene Ontology annotation, molecular function: histone H3K36 methyltransferase activity. The transcript is spliced from 2 exons. Gene Ontology annotation, biological process: regulation of DNA-templated transcription. Lineage: Eukaryota; Fungi; Mucoromycota; Mucoromycetes; Mucorales; Phycomycetaceae.